AAUCGAAUCCAACGAGGCGACCAUCAUGAGGGCGGUCAUCCAAAGGGUCACAUCGGCUUCAGUCACCGUCAAUCAGACCGAAAUCUCGAGAAUCGGGAAAGGAUUGUGUGUGUUGAUCGGAAUCGGAACCGAUGAUACGACCAAAGAGAUGAGCUACAUCGUCUCGAAGAUCCUAUCCCUACGAUUAUUUCCAUCAUCGGCUUCCUCUUCUUCUUCCGCAUCAUCACUAUCAUUGUCAUCAAAUCCAACUCCGAUUCAAUCAGCCAUUCAUUCAACAGCCACUAAGAACACGGAGCACAAUCAACCCGAUCAUCAUCUCACUCGAGGGAACAUCCUUGAGCAGCAAGAGCAGGAGGAACCUUCAUCGGCUCACAAAGAAUGGACUAAAAGCGUCAGAGAUAUUGACGGAGAGGUCUUGAUAGUGAGUCAAUUUACCUUGAUGGCUAAGACGAAGAAAGGUAACAAACCUGAUUUUCAUAAUGCCAUGAAAACCGACUUAUCGAAAGCAUUAUAUGAAGAACUGCUCAAAUCACUCAAAUCAACAUACAGCGAAGCCCUAAUAAAAGAGGGUCAAUUUGGCGCAAUGAUGAAUGUGAACAUCUCUAAUGAUGGGCCAGUCACGAUCAUCCUAGAUACCAAUGAUAAAUGAUCUUUCUUCACCUCUCUGAUCACCACCAUCUUCAACAUAACAAACUACUCUUGAAUUCUUGUAUAUAUGUUAUAACAGACCAUAGGUCAUCGGGGUGAAGCCGAAGACCCGAGAACUCCGAU
Messenger RNA from Puccinia graminis f. sp. tritici CRL 75-36-700-3, 771 nucleotides. RefSeq lists its product as uncharacterized. The transcript is spliced from 6 exons. Lineage: Eukaryota; Fungi; Basidiomycota; Pucciniomycetes; Pucciniales; Pucciniaceae. Gene Ontology annotation, cellular component: cytoplasm. The record is from RefSeq and is a predicted model, not a curated record. Gene Ontology annotation, molecular function: D-tyrosyl-tRNA(Tyr) deacylase activity. Bases 26 to 649 code for a protein of 207 amino acids. Gene Ontology annotation, biological process: tRNA metabolic process.